CAGUAGUACUCUGAAUGGAUCACACAACGACUUUAGUCUGUGAAGUAUUACUGUGAAAGCAGCACGUACAAAAUCAUCAGUGUUAAAUCGAUUUUCCAUACGUUUUUCGAAUUCUAUUGGGGAUAAGAGAGCAAAACUAGUUGAAGCUGUACACGCACAAAAAAUAGCAACAAGAAGUUGUUGAAUUAUCCACGAGCCAUACAAACAUACAAAACCAUCAAAUCGUCGGAAGAAAACUAUCAACAAACGACCCGAUUGAAUAGAAAAGAGUUUUAUGUGAACGAAGAAUCUAUACACAAUAUAGAAGAAAAGGAAACAAAAUAUUAUUUGCGCCGGGUGUUGAAAGAUGUACAGUGCGAAUCAACGACUUCAAGUGUUUUUCAAGUACAAUUUUAAGAAGCAGAAAACUUUAUAGCUUGUUUUUUUUUUCACACAUACACUUAUUUUCUUCCAACGCAACGUAAAUGUUUUCGCAUUUCUUUGUGCUCUAGGAGUGUGCAUUUUAAACGCAUUUAUACAAAUCGGCAGUUUUGCUAUUUUCUGUCAGUUCAUUUCGGUUAAUGAUUUUUGGUUGGUGCUUGAGUUCUCUUUUUUUCGUUUUUUUGUUGUUCACAUCGUAUCGCGUACGCUUUACCAAUAUCAAUCGACCAUAGUCUGAAUUCACUUAAUUGCGGUUGCAAUAAAAUAAUAAUAUAUUCCAUCGUAUCGAGCCUAUAAAAAAAUUAUAUACACACAUAUACAAUAUUCAUUCGGGGCAUUCGGUAUUUUUGUGGUCGUUGCUGUGGUGCCGUAUAUUUUUGUCAUUCAUUUUUUGUACUCUAUUUGAAAGUCAUCCCGGUGCAUGUUACGCGUCUAAAGCGGUUAUGCAGUUUGGUUUUUUUUUUGUAAUUGCUCAUUUGGUUUGCCAUACGCAAAAAGAGAAUAAAUGUUCUCAAUGUUCAAUGAUUAAUAAAAAAAGUGCCUUUGAGUGAAUGAGUUGUGCGAUCGGACAUCAAGUGAAGAAAAAAAUAUGUCGUCAAAUCACUUGCAAUUCUAAAAAACAAAACAGUUUAUAUACACAUAUAUUUUAUUGACGAUAAAAAUCGAUCGAGCGCUUAUUGAACGGCUUUAAUCAUCGGUUUCAAUAAACAACAUUGAUGCAAAUUUAGCGAUAAAAGAGAAAAAAUUAGCAAAAUCAACAACUAAUAAAAAAAAUAGUAAAACAAUACGUCUAUUAUAAAGAAAAAGAGUAUUAAUAAGCGAAGUAAAUUAAAUCGUAGUGUGAACGAAACAAUAAAAUGAUGCAGCAGCCGGCAACAAUGUGGUCCAGUAAAAAUCGAUCGAAAAUGCUAUUCACUGCGCGACAAUAUACUCAUUUGGCAGCAGUCAUUUUAUUAUUUGCAAUACAAGCAAUAACAAUGGCAACCGCACAAAAUCAGGCUCUAUCAUCGACAACGCCAAAACUCGUACACGGCGGUGCACUUGCAGCUGCUGCUACAAACCCACUGAGCAAUUGCUCGAAUGUGAGGAAUUUAUUUGAAUCGCAGGGAAUCAAUGGCGCCGAUAUACCAACGCAACCAAUCACUGAUGCUCGUUUAGUUUAUUGUGAUUCGCCCGCAUCUGGAACAUGUUGUUCGAAAAACAUGGAACUUCGAUUGGCCAGCAGCUCACGUACAACGCUCGAACGAAAUACCAAAGAAUUGAUUGGAAAAUUAGCAUCGGUGUUGUCGGCACGAGCCAGCCGUUUCAAUGAAUUCUUUAAAAAUUUACUAUCUCAAUCAAAAUCGGAAUUCCACGAAAUGUUUAAGCGAACUUAUGGCGUGAUUUAUGAACAAAAUUCGUACGUGUUCUCCGAGUUAUUCAACGACUUGGAAAAGUAUUAUGUUCGUGGAAAAGUUGAUUUAACCGAAGCGCUGGAUACAUUUUUCAACAUUUUGUACCAAAAAAUGUUCACCGUUUUGAAUUCACAAUACAAAUUCGAUGACAAAUACUUGGGUUGUGUGAGCGAACACAUGAAACAACUGAAGCCAUUCGGCGACGUUCCCGAGAAAUUGACAGGACAAAUAAAACGAUCGUUUGUGGCGACACGAACAUUUGAACAGGCUUUAACGUCAGCAGCUGAAGUAGCUAGAAAUAUGGCAAAUGUACGACCUGGGUCGGAAUGCACAAGUGCUCUAACAAAAAUGCAACAAUGCGGUGCAUGCCGUGGCUUUGUUGAAAAACCAUGCUCAAAUUAUUGUGUAAAUGUUAUGCGCGGAUGUUUAAAUCAUUUCAUUGAAUUGGACGCCGAAUGGGAUAAUUUUGUACAAUCAAUGGACAAAAUAACGGAACGUUUAUUGGGACCAUUUAACAUUGUUAUGGUUGUUGAACCAAUCAAUAUAAAAAUUUCCGAAGCUAUCAUGAACUUCCAGGAAACCGGCCAAGACAUAUCAGCACAAAUCUUCAACGGAUGUGGUAAACCUCAAUUGAAUCCCGUUAAACAACGUAAACGUCGUGCAUUCAGACCUAGCCCAAAAUUGAUUGUUGCUGAACCAAAGAAAUACUUUGAUGACAUCAGUCGGGAAGAUAAACUAUUCUCGUUUGAAGAUGCUGAACCGGCACCACCUUUGUUUAAUGCCAUGGAUAUGAUUUCAUAUGAAUCAUCAAACGAUGUUUCUGGAAACAAUUUGAAUCGUAAAAAGCGUCAAGCUGCGCCCACAACCGAACGGGCAAAUAAUCGUGAUUUGGUCUUCGAGCCACUUCAAUUUGAUGGCGAAUCUGAUGAGGAAGGGCCGAGCUCAUCGAAUAAAGGACGCAGAAAGAAUAAGAAUGGCAAUCGAAAUGGCGGAAAUGUGUCUUCAAAAGAUCGCAACGAUGAUGAUACAGAAGAUAACAAAGAACCACCGCUUGAUAAACUUGUCAAAGACAUUCGAACAAAAGUCAAGGAUUCAAAGAAAUUCUGGUCAAAUUUACCGUAUCAAAUUUGUAACAAUGAUGAAAUUGCCGCAUCACCAAGCAACGACAUGAACUGUUGGAAUGGAAAAGGAAUUGACAGAUAUCCACAUAUGAUUGCAAAUGAUCUGACAUCAAAUCCAGAAUUUCCAUCACAAAUAAACAUCAGACGCACAGCAACAUUCGAAGCACAAUUAUUUACAUUGAAAAAUUCCAUCACCCAAUUGCGGAACGCAUACAACGGCCACGAUGUUGAAUGGGCCGAUAAUGAGGAACCAUACUAUGGUAGCGGUUCGGGAUCGGGCGAUGGUGAUAUCGAAGAGGAAGGCUCUGGUAUUGGUCCAAUUGAUUACACACCGAAUGUCAAAGAAGAAGGACCAUCAACCACACACCCUGUUGAUCCAAUCAGCGGUAAUGGUGGUAGCAGUGGCACCGGCAUCGCCACCGACAAAAGUGAUAAAGAAAUUAAUAAGUCCGUUGACAAAAGCGAAAGCAAUAAUAAUAAAAUCGAUAGUAAUAGUAUUAAUGAUAAGAGUUCAGGCAGCAGCGCUGUCGGCACAACCUCGCAAAUGUCUCUCAAACGUGCCCUAUUUACAUAUUUUUUGCCAAUUUAUCUAGCAUGGUUUGGUGGUUUAUUUUCCGAACUGCUGUGAUCAACUUAUAAUUUCUUUUUAAUUAUUUUAAUUAAUUAUAAAAAUUUAAUUUAAAGUGUAUUUAAAAAAAAAAUCGAACAAAAAAAAAGAUGAAACAACAAAUCGAAAAGAAUGAAAGAGAUUUCAAGAUGAAAUGGCAAACAAAUGAGCGAUUAGUAAAUAAUGAAAUGCAUGAAAGUGAAAUAGAAUUUAUAAUUAUAUGAAUAUACUUACCAUGUAUGUGUAUACGGUGAAAUUAAGUGGACAAAAUUUGAGAGAGCGAGAGAGUAACUAAUUGAAUACAAGCUAGUUAAGGAUUGAACAUAUUAAGCAAAUAUUUUUCACAAGAAAUUAAAACGCAACUUUAAGCAACAUAAAACAAAAUAAAAUUUAAAAUUCGACCUUUUUGAAGGAAAUCAAUUUUCGACGACGUAGCAGCAAACAAUAGAAAAAAAUCGCAAAAACGUAACAGGUCAUUUAGUCGUACAGAAUAUUCGUUGUAUUAGGAUUUUGAAUACGUUUUUUGUUUCCUUUUUUGAAGGAGGUUAGACAGAACAACAAUA
Molecule: messenger RNA, 4105 nt
Organism: Contarinia nasturtii (swede midge)
Lineage: Eukaryota; Metazoa; Arthropoda; Insecta; Diptera; Cecidomyiidae
Gene: dlp
Product: glypican-6
Exons: 7
Coding region: 1278-3563 (761 amino acids)
Biological process (GO): cell migration; regulation of protein localization to membrane; regulation of signal transduction
Cellular component (GO): plasma membrane; extracellular region; synapse
Source: RefSeq, a predicted model, not a curated record